GGCAGAGAGCCGCGUCGCAGAGCCCCGCUGGAGUCCCCGGCGGUCCCGGGAGGAAGAGGAUGCCGGGGCUGUGCUGAGAGAAAACCUCAACUUUUUGGAUGUACUAUUGAGUGGGUGUAUCUUUGGCAUGGAUUAUGUGUUUGGUCUUCUACAACCUAAGGCAACAAUGUAUGUGCUACAUAUAGAAGAAUUAAUUGUAGGAAGAGACAAGUUGAAAAGCUGUACUACAUUAAGAAGCUGGUUUGAAAAUGUUUGCAUUUCUUGCCAAUAACAUACAACCAAGAGAGCCCUGUAGUCCAACAGUAAAAUAACAACAAAGUUAUUUCUUUUUUUUCCCUGGUUCAAAAGGAGCAAGUAGUCAGCAUGUGUUUUAUCAUGUGUUUCUUGGUUAUUUAGCACUCUUUUAUUAUGCAGAAAUAAUGGAGUGAGGAUUUGUAGACACUCCCUUCCCACCACACAUUCAGCAGCUAAAGACUGUCAAGAUGACCUCUGAAGAGAUGACAGCUUCUGUUCUGGUCUCUGUCGUGCAGGGUAAAGUGAUACCUGCUCAGUCAGCUGGAGAUGAAAAUACUGAAAAUGCUUUGGACACCAGUGUUAUAAAAAGACAUACUGCCAGUCCAGGAAGGCAAACCACACGCGCUGUCUCAUAUUUACACAGGCUGGAAGAAGAAAGUCUUCAGGGCUCAGUGCCCAAAAUAUUCACUUUGACAAAUAAACAAAUGACCGAUGACAAUAUUAAUGAAAGCUUCUGGAAGAGGAAUAACGCCAUCUCUGAUUCAGUGCAAUUUCUUAACAUUAACUGUAACAUUGUGCAGAAGAACUACAAGAGCAAUAUCCCGUACGGUCAGUUGUAUAAAUCUUGUGGCCCUUUAGCAGGGGGAGAGGCGUGCCUAGAAACUGGAAUUCCUGUUUCACUGGAAAGAGCUAUGCUUGCUGAAAUUCAGUUGAAAAUGAAUGGACCUUCACUAAGAAGCCAGACAGCAGUAAAUAAGAGUGAUGGCAAUGAUACUGAUGAAGUAGCCUUUUUUCACUUUCAUUGUGCUAGUGAAAGGAAUAUAUCAAAGGCUUUGUGCAAAUUGCACAAUGGCUUCAUAUUGAAUGACUGCUUACAGCCAGUAAGUGUUGGCAAUAGUAGCACUACUGCUUCCCCGGCAUGCACUUGCACAUUAGUGGAGUUGACAAAUAAUUGUGAGAAUGAAAAUGGGCAACACUUGUAUGACGACGCUUUGAGGGAUAAGUACUUCUGUCUGGAGAGAGCACCACGAAAGGCUAAAGUGUGCUCGGGUCACAGCUUCUUUGGAAACAACUUUACUGGAAGGAUGCCCUCAAAGCCCUUUCUGAGCCAUUUUGAAGACUGCAAUGAUAACUGUGAAGAAGAGAUGGAGGAGGAUUUUUUUAGAAACAAAAAGGAACGUUCCACAUUAUUAAUAAGACGUUUUUGUAAAAAUGAUAAGGAGGUUAAAAAAUCAGUUUAUACUGGAACGAGAGCAAUUGUUAGAACUUUACCUUCAGGGCACAUUGGAACUGUUGCUUGGAAUUAUGUUGAGCAGAAGAAAAACAACAGUGGCUUGAAGCGUUCUAGGAUUACAACAGAACAGCUAACUAUAAUUCAGAGCUUAAUAAAGUGGGAAUUUAAUUCCUUUCUUGAGACCUCUUUAUGGUAUGAGAUCCUCAAUACUGUGAGGGAAGAAGGAGCAGAAGAUGUCUUUGAAUACUUUCCUCAUCUUUUGAGAAAACUCCCAGCCUUACAUACAACCUGUAAAUGCAAAGGUGAUGGUUUACGUGUAAAACCAUGUGCAACAGGUGCUUGCUCUCAGUAUCGUGCCACUUUACAGAGGACUGCGCUCUCUAACUACAUAACUGGUGCUUUACUAGAAGCAACUACAUCAUUAGGAGCAAGAAGUGGUCUUCUAAAUAUCUUCGGAGGAUCAGCUGGAAGAACAAUGCUUAAAGAACGUCAAGCGUGUACAUCUAUGGCUGGCUCCAGUGUCCUUCCCUCCAACGUGGCUGGUAUCAGCAAGGAGCUCAUUGAUCUGCAGCACCUCAUUCAGUUCCCAGAGGAGGUUGCCAGCAUUCUCACUGAACAGGAGCAGGAGCUCUACCGGAAGGUCUUACCCAUUGACUACCUCUGCUUCUUAACCAGGGAUUUGGGUAACGCUGAGUGUCAAAGCAAGCUUCCUUGUAUUAAAGCUUCCAUAUCUGCUACUAUUCUUUCUUCCCCAAAUGGUGAACAUAAUGCUGUAGAAGAUCUUGUGACAAGAUUUAAUGAGGUGAGCUCAUGGGUUACCUGGCUGAUCCUGACUGCAGGUUCAAUGGAGGAGAAACGAGAAGUCUUCUCAUAUUUAGUACAUGUGGCAAAAUGCUGCUGGAAUAUGGGCAACUACAAUGCUGUAAUGGAAUUUUUGGCAGGACUAAGGUCAAGAAAAGUUUUAAAAAUGUGGCAAUUUAUGGACCAGUCUGACAUUGAAACCAUGCGGAGUCUGAAAGAUGCUAUGGCACAACAUGAGUCCUCAUCCGAGUACAGGAAAGUGGUCAACCGGGCACUCAAUAUUCCAGGCUGUAAAGUAGUUCCUUUCUGUGGUGUAUUUUUAAAAGAGCUUUGUGAAAUUUUGGAUGGAGCAUCAAGCCUCAUCAGACUCUGCCCACAGUAUAAUUCCCAGGAUGAGACGUUAGAGUUUGUUUCAGAUUACAGUGGACAAGAUAAUUUCUUGCAACGGGUAGGCCAAGAUGGCUUAAAUAAUCCAGAAAAAGAAUCCACAGCAAACAGUAUAUUUCAAACUAUUCGGAGCUGUAAUCGCAGUUUGGAAUCUGAGGAGGGGGAAGAUAAUCUCAGUGAAGAAAGCAAUUCGAGAAAAAACUCCUUGAAGGACAGAAACCGUUACCAUGCAGUACGUGUAAAGAAAGCUUCUGGUUCAAACCAAGUUCUAUUUAUAAUUGGAGAUCUUUCAGAUUCUGAAAGUGAUAUAUUUGAGCAGUUGAAGGACUGGGACACAAGUUCAGCAGAAGAGCAACAAAAGGCUUUCUGCCAUGGCAUAGAACUCAUUCCCUGGUACGUAUUGUCCAUCAGAGCUGAUGUCCACCAGUUCAUGCUGCAAGGUGCAACUGUCAUCCAUUAUGACCAGGAGACACAUCUUUCAGCACGUUGCUUUCUUCAGCUUCAGCCUGACAAUAGUACUUUGACUUGGACAAAACCCACAACAGUUUGCCCAGCAAAUGCAAAAGCAAAACUGAGUGUCCUGGGUAAUGCUGCUGAGCUUGGCAAAUACCAGUUCCUUGGCAAUAGUGGACUAAAUGGACUGGUGGAAGGUUUUCUGGAUUUGUUUUCAGCCAAGGCUGUGUAUAUGGGACAUUCUGGCAUUGAUAUGCACACUGUGUGUGUUCAAAAUAAACUUUGUAAUAUGUCCCUUGAAGAAAAUGGUAUAACACUACUUUACGGACUUCAGACUACUGAUAAUAAGUUGCUGCACUUUGUUGCUCCAAAAUAUACUGCCAGAAUGCUCUACGAUGGACUGCUGGAAUUGACUAAAGCUGUAAGAAAAAUGAGGAGAUUUCCUGAUCAGAGAUUACAGUGGCUACGGAAACAGUAUGUCAGCCUCUACCAGGAGGAUGGAAGGUUUGAAGGCCCAACCUUGGCUCAGGCUGUCGAACUGUUUGGAGGCAGACGAUGGAGCACAAGGAACACGAGCACAGGAACUCUGACCAAAAGCACUGAGAAACCUAGUGUGCAGAGAAACAACACUCUGGGAAUAAAUGCAGCUAAGAAGAAGAAGAAAGUACUCAUGAGGGGUGAAAGUGGAGAGGCUACUGAUGAUGAAAUGGCAACUCGGAAGGCAAAAAGCUGCAAGGAAUAUCGAAACAGAAGUGGUUCAGAUCCUCAAGAUAUUGAUGAACAAGAAGAAUCAGAUCAAAAUAUUAUUAUUAAUGCUUCUCCAUCUAACACCCUGUCAUCAAGAAGAGCUCACUCUUUGACAGCAUCUGGACCUCCUCAUUUAGGAGCUUCCACGUCCUCACCAGCCAGACCAGUGUCCUCUCCUGUAAUGUCUUCAAGCAAGAGUCAGUCGAGCACGUGGAGCAGCAGUAGCUGGCACGGCCGUGUUAAAGGAGGAAUGAAGGGAUUCCAGAACUUCAUGGUUUCUGACAGUAACAUGACUUUUGUGGAAUUUGUGGAGCUCUUCAAAUCUUUCAGUGUCCGUAGCCGCAAAGACCUUAAAGACCUUUUCGAUGUCUAUGCUGUGCCUUGCAAUCGAUCUGGUCUAGAGCCUACUCCACUUUAUACUAAUUUGAAGAUUGAUGAAAACAGCAUUGGAUUCCAACCCGAUUUAGAUUUGUUGACUAGGAAUGUUUCAGACCUUGGUUUGUUCAUUAAGAGUAGGCAGCAGUUGUCAGAUAACCAGAGGCAAAUAUCUGAUGCUAUUGCUGCUGCCAGCAUUGUAACUAAUGGUACUGGAGUGGAAAGCACAUCACUGGGGGUAUUUGGUGUGGGCAUCCAGCAGCUGAACGACUUCCUUGUGAACUGCCAAGGAGAGCACUGCACCUAUGAUGAAAUCCUCAGCAUUAUCCAGAAGUUUGAACCCAGUGUCAAUAUGUGCCAGCAGGGGCUACUAUCUUUCGAAGGAUUUGCGAGGUUUUUGAUGGAUAAAGACAACUUUGCCUCCAAAAAUGAUGAGUCACAAGAGAAUGCUGAGGACUUGCAGUUUCCACUGUCAUAUUACUAUAUUGAAUCUUCCCACAAUACCUACCUUACUGGCCAUCAGCUUAAAGGGGAAUCCUCAGUGGAGCUCUAUAGCCAGGUUCUCUUACAAGGCUGUAGAAGUGUCGAAUUAGACUGCUGGGAUGGCGAUGAUGGGAUGCCUAUCAUUUACCAUGGACACACUCUCACUACUAAGAUCUCUUUUAAGGAGGUAGUUGAAGCCAUUGAUCGCAAUGCAUUUAUCACCUCUGACAUGCCAAUUAUCAUAUCCAUAGAAAACCACUGUUCCUUACCUCAGCAGCGCAAGAUGGCUGAAAUUUUCAAGAAUGUAUUUGGAGAUAAGCUGGUGACCAAGUUUUUAUUUGAGAGUGACUUUUCUGACGACCCCAUGCUUCCUUCACCUGACCAACUGAAAAGAAAAAUCCUGCUUAAAAAUAAGAAGCUCAAAGCCCAUCAAACACCAGUGGAUAUAUUGAAACAGAAGGCUCACCAGCUGGCGCAUAUGCAAGCACAGGCUAGCAAUGGUGCUAGCAACCCCACACCUGCCAAUGAAGAGGAAGAAGAUGAAGAGGAUGAGUAUGACUAUGACUAUGAAUCUCUCUCUGAUGCAGAUGUCCUUAAUGCUUCUCCUGCUCCUAACAGCCAGGAAGAUAACAUUCUUGACGACCGACCUGAGAAUAAAUUAUCAAGUGAUAAGCUGCAGUUUGAAUAUAAUGAAGAGACUGCCAAAAGAAUAAAGAAGGCUGAUUGUGCUACUUACAGUAAUAAAGGAAAGGUUUACGACAUGGAACUGGGAGAAGAAUUCUAUCUUCCACAAAACAAGAAGGAAAGCCGACAGAUAGCCCCAGAGCUAUCAGAUCUUGUCAUUUACUGUCAAGCUGUGAAGUUCCCAGGCUUAUCAACUCUAAACCCAUCUGGCUCUAGCAGAGGAAAAGAAAGAAAAAGCAGGAAGUCCAUUUUUGGCAACAAUCCUGGUAGACUGAGCCCUGGGGAGUCAGCUACUCUUGCCAAAGCAUCUGGAAAAGGUCCUUUUGAUGUGAUGCGGCAGACGUGGGAAGACCCUUCCUCUCCUUACAACUCUCCAGCUUCUCUCAGUGCUAUUAUAAGGACGCCCAAGUGCUACCACAUCUCCUCCCUGAACGAGAACGCUGCCAAGCGGCUGUGCCGGCGGUACUCCCAGAAGCUGAUCCAGCACACCACCUGCCAGCUCCUGCGGACGUACCCUGCUGCCACACGCAUCGACUCCUCCAAUCCCCAUCCACUCAUCUUCUGGCUCCAUGGCGUGCAACUCGUGGCUCUUAACUACCAGACAGACGAUCUUCCCCUGCAACUCAAUGCAGCAAUGUUUGAGGCGAAUGGUGGCUGUGGAUAUGUUCUGAAACCUCCUGUUCUAUGGGAUAAGAAUUGCUCAAUGUACCAGCAGUUUUGUCCAUUAGAAAGAGAUCUUGAUAAUAAGGAACCAGCUAUAUAUUCUUUAACAAUCGUGUCUGGGCAGAACGUGUGCCCCAGCAACAGUACAGGAAGUCCCUGCAUUGAAAUCGAUGUGCUCGGGAUGCCCCUGGACAGCUGCCAUUUCCGGACCAAACCCAUUCAUCGCAACACACUCAACCCAAUGUGGAACGAGCAGUUUCUUUUCCGGGUUCAUUUUGAAGAUUUGGUCUUUCUUCGGUUUGCAGUUGUUGAAAAUAACAGUUCAGCUAUAACGGCUCAGAGAAUCAUUCCACUGAAAGCUCUGAAAAGAGGCUAUAGACAUGUCCAGCUCCAUAACCUGCACAAUGAGGCACUGGAAAUCUCUAGUUUGUUCGUAAACAGUCGGAGGAUGGAAGAAAGUCCCUCUGGAAAUACUGUGCCCGCAUCUAUAUUGUUUAGUUCAGGUGAAAGGAAAGCCUCUGUGCCUUACAAAGUGACAAUCCAUGGAAUUCCAGGCCCGGAGCCCUUCACUGUUUUUAACAUCAGUGGAGGGACCACGGCUGCACAGCUUCUCCAUCAGAUCUUGGAGACCACAAAAGGCACCGAGUCCUGUGCUUCAGACUAUUUUCUGAUGGAAGAGAAAAGUUUUUUAUCUAAAGAAAAGAGUGAAUGCAGAAAACCACCAUUCCAGAGAGUAAUUGGUCCUGAAGAAGGGCUUGUGCAGCUCUUGAACAGUUGGUUCCCAGAAGAAGGAUAUGUUGGAAGAAUCAUCUUUAAAACCCGAGAGGAAAAUUUAAAUGAGAGAAACGUCUUUCAAGAAGCAAAGGAAGAUGCAGCCAUCACCUCGGAGGAUGACAGUUUCUUCGUUCAGGUACACGAUGUCUCCCCCGAGCAGCCACGCACUGUCAUCAAGGCACCACGCUUCAGCACCGCGCAGGAUGUCAUACAGCAGACUCUUUGCAAAGCCAAGUAUUCCUACAGCAUUCUGAGCAAUCCAAAUCCAAGCGACUAUGUCCUCCUCGAAGAGGUGACAAAAGAGCCAACAAACAAGAAGUCCUCAACAUCUAAACCAUCUCAGAGGAUUCUCUCCGAUCAAGAGUGUGUGUUUCAGGCCCAAAGCAAGUGGAAGGGAGCUGGAAAAUUUAUUCUUAAACUCAAAGAACAGGUUCAGGCAGCACGAGAUGACAAAAGAAAAGGCAUUUCCUUUACCAGUGAGCUCAAAAAGCUGACCAAGUCAAGUAAGCAGUACCGAGGCUUCAUUUCACCACCCCUGCAAGUCCUGCCUGAUAGCCCACAAAAUAAGGAUGACAGGCCCAUGUGCAGCUUGACUUUUAGUGACGUUAUGGAAUAGUCACCACCAGUGCUUCCAGUACAGUCUGUGCAGGCGACGAAGGCAACACUAAAUCACCAACAGAAUUCAAGCGCAACAAAGUAGAUUGUGGAAAAAUCCCAGUCACAUUCCCUCCUCUCCAGCAUUUGUUCUUUCAUUUAUUCUGCAAACUGGAAUUUACAACACUGAACCCUUCUCCAGUGCCCUUGAAGGAAUCUGCUGAGGUCUGAACUGGUCGGCAAUUGUUUGGUCUGUGCUUUUAAUGCUUAACCAGGCAGUGAUGCUGGAUUAACAUUCAGAAUCUGGGAAUGCUACAUGGGAUGGCAGAUUGGAGAGCUGCCUGUCAGCUCCCCGCUAUCUUCACUUGUGCAAAGUCUUGACAGGCAGAUGAAGAAUUUUUCUUGGACUGUAUGUUGUAAACAAACAUAUUACCACCCUGUCUCCUUUUUAAACAAAAGAUUUUAGCUAAUUGCCUUAAGGGAAACCAAAGGCAGAGAACCAGAGUGUUCUUUUAUGUGUAUUAUAUUAAAAUAAUGCACUUUUACAUAAAGAUUCCUGUUGAACACUGUGUUUAGUGACUGUAAAGAGAUUUAAAUAUACUGUAACUUCCUUGGCUUAUCAGUUUAACUUUGGUGAAUAUACACAAAUUGCUCAAGUUAUUUAUGGUUUAUCUGCUUUAACAAAAUAUUGUACAGUAGUUAAAUACACCUAACUGGUAGUGAUACUUUGACAAAGAACAACAUUAUCAUCUUAUAAAGUCUAGUUUUCCAGGCUUGCGUUUAAAGAGAGAAUAUUUAUUAUCAUGUCCCAAAGUAUGUGUCAUUGUGUAAUAUAUUUAUCAUACAUUACUUUUUAGAAACUAUAGAAUUUUCACCUCCCUCUGGAUUUAGAGGAAAAAAAUGUUUGAACUUUCCUGCUUGUUUCUUUUCAGCACAAGAAGUCUGAUACCCCAAACUGACCAAACUCAGAGUACUGAAAAACAUAAUUAACACUUCAGCAUUGUAUGAAAAUGCCUACAGUUGUUUUUUUUUACUUACUAUUUAAACCCAGAGAGCAUAAACACUCUUACACUACCACGCUUGACACUUCGUUUACAUAGAAACGCUGUCAAAGUCUGAUGUUUGCUGAAUUCAUCUUUUGAUAUUUAAGAUAUUAUGGUUGCCUCUUUUUUUACUCCAUGGAAGUUAUUAAUUUUUUUAGUUAAUUAAUCUAUAUAUACCAACUUACGAGGGAACAAAUAAAACAAUUGCUGAAACCACCCAUCCCUUCCAUUUCCCAUACAAAGUAUACCUUUGGUGAUUAAGUAUUUGGCCCUGCACACAUUUGCGCUCCCUGGAGCACUCCCUGAACCACACAUUGUUAGCUGUCUGACUCCAGUGAGAAUCCAUGCUAUAGGGAUUGAUUCUUGCGGUCACAGCCUGCAUGCUGACUUUAGCACUUAAAGACAAACUGCUGCUGCUCCUAAGAGAGUCUGCAUCAGGCAAAGAAUAGAAUAGCACUGCAGCUGCAACAAGGAUGUGCACUUUUGGUAGCGUAAGGAUGAAAGGAAAGGAAGGUUCCCUAUCUGCAGAUGGUAGACGUCCUUCCUCUCCCAGUAAUUACAGAAUAAACCAAAAGAAAGCCAACUCAUGCUCUGAUAUAUAAAUAAGCAGGUAGAAGCUACAUUUUCCCACCAGUUUCUUUUACAAUGCACUACUGAGAAUUCCUGUCUGACAGAUGCUAACAAGGCAAAACGUGCCCCCUUGAGGUCAUUUCCAACUAUCAGGAAAAAUAACCACGGACCUGGUCACAUAUCCCUCGCUCCCAGUGCUUAUCUUUAGUACUAAGACAGAAAAACUGUUUUCUUAGCAUAAUUAAUUUGAUAUGGAAUACUUCGGAAUUAUUGGGAAAUGCAUCAACCCACCGCACAAUUCGACUAAUGCAGCAGGUUCUUAAAUGCUAGCCUUUUUCUGUUAUUUUAGCACAGUGGCAGUUUCAUAUCACUAACUUUUUUCUUGCAGUGCUUUGGGUAUUUUUAGAAAUAAGAAUUAUUAUCCUAUAGAGUUUAUCCUUAACUAUUUGACUUCUUUAAAAAAAAUAUUCAGCAGUACUGAAAACAGAAUCCUUAAUAUCACUCUUAGCACCACGCUUGCUCCAACAUACAAAACCCUUACAUGCAUUUCAUCAGCCAGUAAUAGUUUUCUUUCACAUAGAUUUAAACUAAAAAAAGAAAUCUUGAGAAAUUCAGGGGCAACAGCAGCAGUGUCACAAGGUGUAAUGCAGCUCCACCACUGGCACAAAGUCUAGUGGAACUUAGGAAUAGCAGUUAAGUACUUUUUCUGCUAAUACAAUAACUCUCCAGUUGUUGGAAAAGUUGAUUAAUUUAAGUAUCUUCCUCAUCGGCCAAGGUCUAAAACUGCUUUCUCUGCUGUUUGUCACAGUAAAACAGAACAGGGAAAUAUUUAUCUAGAAUUUUGUCAGGCUAAUUAUAAUGUUCCAGUACUUUCAUUAAUGCACAAAUAUCACAACCUCAAGUUACAGAAAGGUUCUGGCUGGUGCCAAGUGUCAGAGUGAGGGGUUUUUUUUUUGCAAGUGAAAUGCAGUUCCCUUUUGGUGCAGAUGGAAAGCAAGAGAUUUCCCUUCCACUUGUGUUCAUUCCAAAUAUCCCACUAAUGAAAAUUUGCCACCCCUUAAAGCAUUAAAGAGGUUUGGGGUUUUGUUAGGUUUUAAGAAAUCUCAGAUAAAUGCAUUUCAUGUGAAAAAAAAAGUUUCAAUUCUACCAGGAAAAUUUAUUUUACUUAUCCACAGAUGAUUUUCUUUCUGCAGGAAUACUUGCCCACACAUUCCUCUGAUAAAACACCUUUGUCCCUUUCUGUGCUUUUGGCUGGGUACGGACUUCAAUUAGGAAAAUACAUUCAUUUUCACAUUACAAACUAUUUACAGGAAACAGCUUCCAGGAUAAAGUCUGAAAGAAAGGAAUGUAAAUAAGCAACACCUUCCAGAAAAAAGCACUGAGUGGUAGCAGGCCCCGUUCUGAUGAGUUUACAGGUAAAACCCUUGUGCUCAGUUGCCUCUUGGCCAUAUGGGAGUAUUUUAUUCAAUUUUUUUUUUUAAAACCACUGUACUUUUAUACCAACAUCUUUUUGUGAAUCUUUCUUUAUGAUUUUCCUCACAAAGCAUUUGCUGUUUGCAGUGCUGUGAGUAUAUGGGACAACACUUGGGCUGCCAGGGAUUCCGGGCUUGUUCCACUACUGCUCAGUUUUCAGGAGCUGGGGCACACUGGGGGGGAAUUCCUAUGGGCUGAAGGGUUUCCUGUUUAUAUCUUACUCAUCCAACUUAAACGAAGCAGCAAAAUACUGUACAAUUUUUAUAUAGUACAGUUACAAUUUUUAAAUCCUAAUCACCUAUUUUUAUUGAUACUAAAGAGUUUUGCUAGAUGAAGGAACUCAAUAGCCAUCUUUUCAAAGUGGUCUGCUUCCAGAAAUCAUAUGCUUCUAGGAAUUAAUUAAAGACUUCAACUAGUAAUCUAUAGGAACGUGUUCCUGAAAUAUUCAGGAAAUAUUUGUCUCUAAAAAAAUAACUUGCUGGUAGCUUUCCAGUUCAGUGAAAGGCUGAGUCUGCAGCUUCUGAAACAGAACUCUCUGCCUUCUGCUCUUGCUCUCUGAAUGCUGCUAAGCUUCACUAAUGUUUGUUUGUUAAUCGCUGGCUCCUAGUAGACUGCUACAAAACUCAGUUUACUUUUGGGGUAUCCCACUAAAUGUAACAAUGGUGGAGUUUUUUCACUAUGUAAUAAAUAUUUUGUAACUGCAAUAGUGAUAGGCAUUUGACAGGGUUAGCAAAUUAAACACAAAAACAAAUAACAAUGAAUAGAUUUUGCUCCAGUACUUGCAUAGAGUAUUUCAGAAAGACUUGUUAGCUCCACACUCACCUUCCUCUGCCUCCUAACGCAUGUCAUGGCAUUCUGACAGUGCGGAGUCACCACGUGCCAGUCAUUAGAUUGUUUGGAAACUAUGUAAAAUGAACAAUUCUAAAAGCAACUUUCCACCUAGGCUAUUUCCUCCUUGCUGACUUGAAGAAUAAACUUGUAUUUGUAUAUGUUGUAAAAAAUAAAUGGUUUAAGAUGUU
Lagopus leucura (white-tailed ptarmigan) is the source of this 11534-nucleotide messenger RNA. It is a transcript of the gene PLCE1, whose product is annotated as phospholipase C epsilon 1. The record is from RefSeq and is a predicted model, not a curated record. The transcript is spliced from 35 exons. Bases 483 to 7451 code for a protein of 2322 amino acids. Lineage: Eukaryota; Metazoa; Chordata; Aves; Galliformes; Phasianidae. Gene Ontology annotation, biological process: lipid metabolic process; small GTPase-mediated signal transduction; phosphatidylinositol-mediated signaling. Gene Ontology annotation, molecular function: guanyl-nucleotide exchange factor activity; phosphatidylinositol-4,5-bisphosphate phospholipase C activity.